AUGGAACCGCUAGACCUGGAGUUGCCAGACCACCAGGACCACUGGAUCCUGGGGCUGUCACACACCUGCGGCUAUCAGACCUCCAGGACAGGCAGGUCCUGGGGCUGCCGGGCACCCAGGGCUGUCGGGCACCUGGAGUUGCUGGAUCCCCGGGUCAGCUGGGUAGUGGGGCUGCCGGACCCCUCGGACAGCCACAUCCCAGUCCUGUUGCACAGAUCCCCAGGACAGACGGACCGUGGGGCUGUUGGGCACCUGAGGCUGCUGGACCCCUGGGAGAGCCAGACCCCGGGGCUCUCGGACACCCAGGGCUGUCGGGCCCCUGGAGCUGCUGGAUCCCCGGGACAGCCAGACCCCGGCGCAACUCCCGGGGACCUGGAGCUGUCCAAACCACCACGACAGCCGAACCCCGCUGCUGCCGGACCCCGGGACCAUCCAAACCCCGGAGCCCUUGGACUCCCAGGACUCCCGGGCACCUGGGAGCUACUGGAGCCCCGGGCUGAACUGGAAGCCAGGACUUCUCAGCCUUCCCCCCCCCCCCACCGCCCCCGCUUUGGGAAACCAACCCUCCGCCGGUUCCGCGGGGCUGCCUACCCGGUAGAGACCCCCGGGACCGUCGGGGCCGUCGGGGCGGCGCUGCCCCGCGGCGGGGGAGGCGGCGGCCGGCGGCCCCCGGAGCCUGGCCCGCCGUCAGGGGAACCAAUGCGGAAUUUCCUGGCUGGCGGCGGGGCCUCUCCCGCCGCUGCCGAGAGGGGCGCGGGGGAGGCGGCGGCGGCGGCGGCGGCGGCGAAGCGCUCGCACUGCGGCUUCCGACCGCCGAGCAGCAGCCAGGGCAGGGCGGGUACCGGGCACGGCGGAGCCGGGAAGACGACGGCGCGACCGGCCCCGUAUGGGAUGGGCCGGGUCAAGCCGGGCCCCGCCGCUCCGACGGUCAUGGCGGCCCGUGGGUUGCGACCGCCCCGCCGCGCCCGAGCCGGAGCCGCGGUGCUGCUGCCGUUGCUGCUGGUGCUGCUGAGCCGCGGAGCCGCGCAGGAGCUGAGCCCCCGCGGCAGGAACGUCUGCAGGGCCGGCGGCUCCUCGGUGCUUGUGUGCUGCCCGGGAUGGAGGCAACAAGGAAGCGAGUGUUUAAUAGCCGUGUGCGAGGGGAACUUCACCUGCAAGGAGAACGAGGUGUGUGUCAGGCCCGGCGAGUGCCGCUGCCGCCACGGCUACUUCGGCGCCAACUGCGACACCAAGUGUCCCCGGCAGUUCUGGGGUCCCGACUGCAAGGAGAUGUGCAGCUGCCACCCCAACGGGCAAUGCGAGGAUGUGACGGGCCAGUGCACCUGCAACCCCAACCGCUGGGGUCCCAAAUGUGAGAACAUCUGCCUCUGCAAGCACGGCAAGUGUGACCAGAAGACGGGCAAAUGCACCUGCGAGCCCAACUGGUGGGGACCCCAAUGCUCCAGCUCCUGCUAUUGCAGCCACAACUCCCAGUGCGACCAGCAGACGGGCAACUGCCUGUGCCAGCCCGGCUGGUGGGGCCGCGGUUGCAACAACCAGUGCUCCUGCAACAACUCGCCCUGCGAGCAGUUCACGGGGCGCUGCCAGUGCCGGGAGCGGACAUUCGGGCCCCGCUGUGACCGUUACUGCCAGUGCUACAAGGGCAAGUGCAACCAGGUGGAUGGGACCUGCACGUGUGAGCCGGGCUACCGGGGAAAGUAUUGCCGCGAGCCGUGCCCGGCUGGCUUCUACGGCCAAGGCUGCAGGAGGCGUUGCGGGCAGUGCAAGAGCCUGCAGCCGUGCACCGUGGCGGACGGGCGCUGCCUGACCUGCGAGGCGGGCUGGAACGGCACCAAGUGCGACCAGCCCUGCUCACCCGGCUUCUACGGAGAGGGCUGCGAGAAGCUCUGUCCCCCCUGCAAGGACGGCCACACCUGCAACCACAUCAACGGCAAGUGCUCCCAUUGCAACCCGGGCUGGAUCGGAGACCGGUGUGAAACCAAGUGCCGGAACGGGACGUACGGGGAGAACUGCGCCUUCGUCUGCAGCGACUGCGUCAACGGCCAGUGUCACUUCGAGACUGGCCAGUGCCUCUGCCGCCCUGGCUCCCACGGCACCUACUGUAACCUGACUUGCCUGCCCGGCCGCUAUGGAGCCAACUGCGCCGAAGCCUGCAGCUGCCAUGACGGCGCCUGCGACCCGCUGACGGGUGCCUGCCACAUGGAGGCCAACCAGCGGAUGGGGGUGAUUGGGGCAGGAGCCCUCCUGGCGCUGCUGCUCAUCCUCCUGCUCUCCCUGCUCUGCUGCUGCUGCGUCUGCCGCAAGAAGGACGAAGCCCGCGGCUCCAGCCAGGACCCGGCAGCAGCCAAGAAGCCACCGAGACGCUUGUGCGGGCGGUUCAGUCGGAUCAGCAUGAAGCUCCCACGCAUCCCCCUGCGCCGCCAGAAGUUACCCAAGGUCAUGGUGGCCCAUCAUGACCUGGAGAACACCCUGAACUGCAGCUUCAUCGAGCCGCCCUCCGUGGUGGAGCAGCCGUCCCCAUCCUGGUCGUCCCGCGGCUCCUUCUCCUCCUUCGACACCACGGAUGAGGGGCCGGUGUACUGCGUCCCCCAUGAAGAGAGUGUGAGCGACAGCAGGGACAGGGGGACACCCGCCAGCCCCGGGGACAAGCUGGUGGCCCCAGCCGGCGGGGAGGAAGCAGGCGAAUACACCUUCCUGAAGGAGACAGGCUCUGUCAGAGCCUUCCCAGCCGACAGCAGCGAAACGCCCCUGCUCAAGUCCUCAGACAGCGAGCGUUCCUCCUGUGGCUCGGGCUCGGCCGGCGCCGCGCUCUAUGCCCGGGUUGCCCGACUCUCCAAGCAGUCCAAGGAGGAGGAGGAUGCCACCGCAGAGCCCCGCAGCCCUGGGAAGCCGCCAUCCCCGGAAAGGACCAAGCCGCGUCCCCCAGACCCGGCCACGAAGCCCAAAGUCUCCUGGAUCCACAGCAGGUACAACUCCAGCCAGUCCAACUCUCUGCCAGCGCCCAGCCGGUCCCCAGACCGAGUGGCCGCCCGGUCUGGCAGCCCCGAGCAAGCAGGCUUGGCCAAGAGGAAGAGGAGCCCGAGCGAGACGUCAGCCGGCGUGCAGGGCAGAGCAGAGGAGAAGAGCAGCGCGCGGGGCAAGGAGAAAGCGCAGAAGCAACCGAAGGAGCCCGGCGUCCCUGAGGGCAAAGCCAGCCUCGCCGGUGAGCCCCAGUCACCCUCCAAGCCCAAGCAGAGGAGCAAAGCUGGCUCGGAGCCGACAGAGAGCAUCAACGGGGCAGUGCAGAACGCCUUCCGAAAGAUGGGCGCCUUCCAGCCGGAGCGGCGGGUCGGGGACAACAGGGAUGCUCCUCGCAGCCCCGGCGCCAGCAAACCCCGCUCCGAGCCCCUCCAUCCCCACCUGGCCUCCGAGCUGGCCGCCCAGCUGAAGGAAAAGACUCAGAGCCUCAACAAGGGGGACGGAGGCACCCGGGCGAACGGGGUGGGUGCCCAGCGGGAGAAGCCCACCCCUCCGCAGAAAGCCAAGCGCUCGGCGGCCGCCGGCGGCCAGAAGACCAGCAAGCCCUUGCUGCCUACCUCUCCCCACCUGCAAAAACUGAUCCCUGGGGCGGCCGAGCCGGCAGCCGGGGAGCCCAAGCGGGUGGAGAAGCCAAGCACCGGCAGCAGCCAGGACCAGGCUCUCCCCAGCGAGCAAGCGGCCAAGAAAAUCCCCAUUAAAAAGCCUCCCAGGAAGAAGAGCCGAGAAGCCAGCCUGGAGCCACCCAGAGCAGCCGCUGUGCCCGCUCAGGCAGUGCAGUGACCGGGAGCCGGG
Molecule: messenger RNA, 3810 nt
Organism: Gymnogyps californianus (California condor)
Lineage: Eukaryota; Metazoa; Chordata; Aves; Accipitriformes; Cathartidae
Gene: SCARF2
Product: scavenger receptor class F member 2
Molecular function (GO): scavenger receptor activity
Source: RefSeq, a predicted model, not a curated record